GCCCCCUCCGUCCCAGAGGGCUGGCUGGCUAAGUCCCUUCUCCUCCUGGCUCUCCGUCUCACUAGCUGCGGCUCUCGGUGCAGCGGGGACGGGGCGAAGCGGCCUGCGCACACGGAGCGUACAACACUGCCCGGAACGCACUGCCACCGUUGCCCCUUCAGCCGCCCACUCGGGAUCUCCAGCGGCCUCCGCGCGCGCACGAUGCCCUCGGCCACCAGCCACAGCGGAAGCGGCAGCAAGUCGUCUGGACCGCCGCCCCCGUCGGGUUCCUCUGGGAGUGAAGCGGGGGCUGGAGCCGCUGCACCGGCUUCUCAGCACCCCGCAACCGGCACUGGUGCUGUCCAGACCGAGGCCAUGAAACAGAUUCUCGGGGUGAUCGACAAGAAACUUCGGAACCUGGAGAAGAAAAAGGGCAAGCUUGACGAUUACCAGGAGCGAAUGAACAAAGGUGAAAGGCUUAAUCAAGAUCAGCUGGAUGCCGUAUCUAAGUACCAGGAAGUCACAAAUAACUUGGAGUUUGCAAAAGAAUUACAGAGGAGUUUCAUGGCAUUAAGUCAAGAUAUUCAGAAAACUAUAAAGAAAACAGCACGACGGGAGCAGCUUAUGAGAGAAGAAGCUGAACAGAAACGUUUAAAAACUGUGCUUGAGCUGCAGUAUGUUUUGGACAAACUGGGAGAUGAGGAAGUGCGCACUGACCUGAAACAAGGCUCGAACGGCGUGCCGAUCCUGUCCGAAGAGGAGCUGUCCCUGCUGGAUGAGUUCUACAAGUUAGCCGACCCCGAGCGGGACAUGGGCUUGAGGUUGAAUGAGCAGUAUGAACACGCCUCCAUUCACCUGUGGGACUUGCUGGAAGGCAAAGAAAAAUCUGUAUGUGGAACAACCUAUAAAGCUCUAAAGGAAAUUGUCGAGCGCGUUUUCCAGUCAAACUACUUUGACAGCACUCACAACCACCAGAAUGGGCUGUGUGAGGAAGAGGAGGCAGCCUCAGCACCUGCCGUUGAAGACCAGGUAGCUGAAGCUGAACCUGAGCCAGCUGAAGAAUACACUGAACAAAGUGAGGUAGAGUCAACGGAGUAUGUAAAUAGACAAUUUAUGGCCGAAACACAGUUCAGCAGUGGUGAAAAGGAGCAGGUAGAUGAGUGGCCAGUUGAAACAGUCGAGGUGGUAAAUUCACUCCAGCAGCAGCCUCAGGCUGCAUCUCCUUCAGUACCAGAGCCCCACUCUUUGACACCAGUGGCUCAGGCAGAUCCGCUUGUGAGGAGACAGCGAGUACAGGACCUUAUGGCGCAAAUGCAGGGGCCUUAUAACUUCAUACAGGAUUCCAUGCUGGAUUUUGAGAACCAGACACUUGAUCCUGCCAUUGUAUCUGCACAGCCUAUGAAUCCAGCACAAAACAUAGACAUGCCCCAGCUGGUUUGCCCUCCAGUUCAUUCUGAAUCUAGACUUGCUCAACCUACUCAAGUUCCUGUACAACCAGAAGCUACACAGGUUCCUUUGGUUUCGUCCACGAGUGAGGGAUAUACAGCAUCUCAACCCUUGUACCAGCCAUCUCAUGCUACAGAGCAACGACCACAAAAGGAACCAAUUGACCAGAUUCAGGCAACAAUCUCUUUAAAUACAGACCAGACUACAGCAUCAUCAUCCCUUCCUGCUGCUUCUCAGCCCCAAGUGUUCCAGGCUGGGACAAGCAAACCUUUACAUAGCAGUGGAAUCAAUGUGAAUGCGGCUCCAUUCCAAUCCAUGCAGACGGUGUUCAAUAUGAAUGCCCCAGUUCCUCCUGUUAAUGAACCAGAAACUUUAAAACCGCAGAAUCAGUACCAGGCCAGUUAUAACCAGAGCUUUUCCAGUCAGCCUCACCAAGUAGAACAAACAGAGCUUCAGCAAGAACAGCUUCAAACAGUGGUUGGCACUUACCAUGGUUCCCAGGACCAGCCCCAUCAAGUGACUGGUAACCACCAGCAGCCUCCGCAGCAGAACUCUGGAUUUCCUCGGAGCAGUCAGCCCUAUUACAACAGUCGUGGUGUAUCUCGUGGAGGCUCUCGUGGUGCUAGAGGCUUGAUGAAUGGAUACAGGGGCCCUGCCAAUGGAUUCAGAGGAGGAUAUGAUGGUUAUCGCCCUUCAUUCUCUAACACUCCAAACAGUGGUUACACACAGUCUCAGUUCAGUGCUCCCCGGGACUAUUCUGGCUAUCAGCGGGAUGGAUAUCAGCAGAAUUUCAAGCGAGGCUCUGGGCAGAGUGGACCACGGGGAGCCCCACGAGGUCGUGGAGGGCCCCCAAGACCCAACAGAGGGAUGCCGCAAAUGAACACUCAGCAAGUGAAUUAAUCUGAUUCACAGGAUAAUGUUUAAUCGCCAAAAACACACUGGCCAGUGUACCAUAAUAUGUUACCAGAAGAGUUAUUACCUAUUUGUUCUCCCUUUCAGGAAACCUAUUGUAAAGGGACUGUUUUCAUCCCAUAAAGACAGAACUACAAUUGUCAGCUUUAUAUUACCUGGACAUGGAAGGAAACUAUUUUUACUCUGCAUGUUCUGUCCUAAGCGUCAUCUUGAGCCUUGCACAUGAUACUCAGAUUCCUCACCCUUGCCUAGGAGUAAAACAUAAUAUUCUUUAUGGGGUGAUAAUAUCUCCAUAGUUAAUCGAAGUGGCUUGGAAAAAGCAAGAUUGACUUUUGACAUUGGAUAAACAUCUACAAAUCAGCCCUAGGAUUAUUCAGUGGUAAUUGACAAAAAUAUUUCCCUUGAAAGGAAGAUGGAAAGAGUGUGGUAUGGCAGAAAAACUGCAUUUCACAGCUUUUCUAGUUAAAUUGGAGCACUGAACGUUUAGAAGCAUACCAAAUUACGCACGGGCCCUUAAUCACACAUACAAGGUUGGCUACUGACUUUGACAUAGUACUAUUCAUCCUCUGGCCAAAGGACUGGUUAAAAAUACAUCUGACUUCUUAAUAGCUGAUAUGUGUAAGACAAAGCCAAAAUGCAAAAUUAGGCUUUGAUUGGCACUUUCUUUGAAAAAUAUGCAACUAAUAUGGGAUGUAAUCUGGAUAAAUAUGGGAUGUAAUCUGGAUGGCCACUCUGUACUUAAUGUGAAGUAUUUAGAUAUCUUUUUGAACACAUAACAUUUUCUUUGACAAUGGCUUUUGUAAGGAUUGGUACUAUAUAUCAUUCCUUAUGAUGCUCAUUGCUUAUCACUAAUCCUUGGAAUUUGCUGUAUUGUCACUUAAAUUGGAACAGGUACUGAUAAAAAUCUAUGAUGGGUAAUCAUAACACUCUUGGUCACAUGUUUUCCUGCAGCCUGAAGGUUUUUAAAAGAUACCAAAUGCCUGCUGCUACCACCCUCUUAAAUUGCUAUCUUUUGAAAAGCACCAGUAUGUGUUUUAGAUUGAUUUCCCUAUUUUAGGGAAAUGACAGACAGUAGUUUCAGUUCUGAUGGUAUAAGCAAAACAAAUAAAACAUGUUUUUAAAAGUUGUAUCUUGAAACACUGGUGUUCAACAGCUAGCAGCUUAUGUGAUCCACCCAUGCAUAGUUAGUGUAUAGAUUUUGUGGUCAUCUCCAGCAGCUACUUCUACAGUACUUGCACUUACCUUCUGUCUAACCCUAAUUGAAUAAUCCUUUUCUCAUGGAGGUAUUAUUCAUACUCAAAGUGGUGACUCCUUCCCUUAGAUGCAUAAGGAGAGUCACAGAUUUGGUGGAGAUUGACAGUUGAGUCAUUCACAUGCUAAGCUGGGGAUAUGCGCUAGCAGUGUAAGCACUAGUUCUGUGUGCCUGUGGACUUAAUGCUGCUUGUCGUAUCCCACUCUGACUUCAUGGAGAACUAGGCCGACCUAGCAAGCAAAGGCUGCCAAGUUCAUGGUAUUUUCUGUGCAGAAAUUAAAUUUUGUUUUCAGCCUUCAGCUAAGGAAUAUUUGCAGUAGGUGCUCAACUACUUAAAACACACACACACAGCUCUCAUUCAUUGUUAGACAACUGGAGUUUCCACUGGUUUUGUAGCCCACUAAAAUGGAUAGGCUGUUGAACAUUCCACAUUGAAAAGUUUUGUAGGGUGGUGGGGAAGGAGGGGAUCUUCAAUGUUUAUUUUAAAAUAAAGUCAGUUCUUGACUUUUCUCAUGUGUGGUUGUGGUACAUCAUAUUGGAGGGUUAUCUGUUUACAUUUGCAAAUGAGUCUCUUGUUAGCAAAUGACAUCUGCCUGGGAUGUACCACAACCAUAUGUUAGUUGUAUUUUAGAAGGAUUAGACAAGUGUUCAUGGUUUAUUGGGUGGUCCCUAGGUGUAUGCUUACAGUCCUUUACAUAACGCUAAAUGUGCUAUCGGUGUCGAAAAUAAUUGCAGGAUAUUUACAAUCAAAAUUGAACUAAGUAAGUUCUUUUUACAGUGAUUUUUAUGAAUUAGUUCAGAGAUGGGAUGGGGAGAAAUGCUUUCUAGAUUUCAAAAUUCUAUGCAUUAGUGCAGAUGUGAAUGUGCAAAAGGUGUUAGUUUGAUUAUUUCUCUGUAUGUUUUUUAAAGGAUUGUUUCUUUCUGAAGUACUAUAUAUUAUUUUUGGCAUUCUACAAUUGCAGUUUAAAUGUAAAACUUUUAUGCCUCAAUUCAGACUAUAUUUUUUAAAGGAAUGCCUCAUUAUGGGGCAGAGAACUUUUUAACAAGUUCCAUUAAGAUCUCAGUCUUGGCCCUAAGUGUUCUGUGUAAUACACUUCCUGCCUGGAGAAGGCCUUUUGUUUGGUCAAAUGGCAUAGUUUAACAGUUGCAAGGAAAUGAUUGUCACAUAUGUCACUGUAGCUUCUUGGUAUAGUGAGACUCCACACAUACAGAACUGUAAAUGCACAGUAUCAAUCAUCUCACAUGAACAAUGAGACUUCUGUUUUAAAGCUUUAAGGUAGAAUGUCAUAGAUUGCCUUGGUUAGGGCAGUUUUCUUUUCAGAUCCUAAUAUCCCUAAAGAAUAUGGGAUACUUUUUCCUGAUCAUUGUAUCUUGAUACUAAAAUAGCCUUUAAAUAUUUUUAAUCAGUUAGCUUCUGUAGUUCCUUUGUCUCCUGUAUAGGCAACAUGGGAGACUUCCCACUUAUAGGAGACAUGAGAAUGUGUGUUUAUUAUCAGAAAGCUCAUUAACUGAGGUGCUCUGUUGACAACCAAUUCAUAAAAUGUAGAAGGUAGUUGAGUAGUCAGCCUUCUAAGUGUCUUAGGAAAUUUGUACUGUUCAUUUCAUUUUCAGUAAUGUAUCUUGGGGGGUUUGGGAGUACAGGUAAGUGCUGAGUUCAAACCCUUCAUUUAAUCUCUAAGCUCCCAAAUCUCCAACUCCCUUGAGUUCUUGUUAAGUGCUCUUAAGUUUUGUUGACUAAGUUAUAUUGAAAAGAAUUGGUAUUGCCCUUGAGCUUAUCCCUUUUAAAGAGGUAAUGGGGAAGGAAAACCUUCAGUAAAAUGAAGGCUCAUCUCUAUACUUUUUCCAUUUUCGAAUUCUACAAAAAUACUGGAAAGACUAGUGAAUGUUUUAAAUUACAUUAGAUUAAAUCAUAUUAAAAUCUGA
This is a messenger RNA of Phyllostomus discolor (pale spear-nosed bat), 5512 nucleotides long. It is a transcript of the gene CAPRIN1, whose product is annotated as cell cycle associated protein 1. The record is from RefSeq and is a predicted model, not a curated record. The transcript is spliced from 19 exons. Gene Ontology annotation, molecular function: RNA binding. Gene Ontology annotation, cellular component: cytoplasm. The coding region runs from base 202 to 2325 and encodes 707 amino acids. NCBI's taxonomy places the organism in Eukaryota, Metazoa, Chordata, Mammalia, Chiroptera, Phyllostomidae.